This is a messenger RNA of Suncus etruscus (white-toothed pygmy shrew), 2065 nucleotides long. RefSeq names its product acyl-coenzyme A synthetase ACSM1, mitochondrial-like. The transcript has 14 exons. Gene Ontology annotation, cellular component: mitochondrial matrix. The record is from RefSeq and is a predicted model, not a curated record. Gene Ontology annotation, biological process: fatty acid biosynthetic process; acyl-CoA metabolic process. NCBI's taxonomy places the organism in Eukaryota, Metazoa, Chordata, Mammalia, Eulipotyphla, Soricidae. Bases 89 to 1819 code for a protein of 576 amino acids. Gene Ontology annotation, molecular function: fatty acid ligase activity; fatty-acyl-CoA synthase activity.
AUCAUUCAAGACCUAGAUCAACUAUUUUUCUAAAACACCAGGUGGUGACUUGGCAGUUCAGUACCUGCUUUCUGAGGACAGUUUCACCAUGAAAUGGCUAAUGAGAUUCUGUGUUGUCCGGAGCAUCCACAAGUCCUAUGGCUUCCAUCCUGUCUCUCAACACAUGCAGUUCCAAUCAUUAUCUGGGCCUGGAGCCCCAAGAUGGAAUGACCAUGAUAGGCCCAAGAAAUUUAAUUUUGCAAAUGAUAUAGUGGACUACUGGGCUCAAAUGGAGAAGGAAGGCAAGAGAGAGCCACGUCCUGCCUUUUGGUGGGUGAAUAACCAAGGAACUGAAAUUAAGUGGACUUUCAGAGAGUUGGCAGACUUAACCCGUCGUGCAGCCAAUGUCUUCACACACACCUGUGGCCUUCGACAAGGAGACCGUCUGGCCUUAAUUCUGCCUCGAGUUCCUGAGUGGUGGCUGGUGGUUGUAGGCUGCAUCAGAUCUGGAAUCAUCUUCAUGCCAGGCACCACUCAGCUGAAAGCCAAGGAUAUUCUCUAUAGAUUACAAGCAUCUGAAGCACAGGGGAUUGUAACCAUUGAUACUCUGGCCCCAGAAGUGGACUCUGUGGUAUCCAAGUGCCCAGCUCUGAAAACAAAACUCCUGGUAUCUGACCACAGUCGUGAAGGAUGGCAGGACUUCCGAUCACUGAUGAAGGAAGCAUCCCCAGACCACACCUGCAUUAAGUCAAAAACCACAGACCCAAUGGUCAUCUUCUUCACCAGUGGGACAACAGGUUUCCCCAAGAUGGCAAAACAUGACCAAGGUCUUGCCUUCAGAUCUUCUUUAUCCUCCUGCAGGAAAGUGCUGCAGCUGAAGAUCUCUGAUGUCAUCUGGUGUAUGUCAGAUCCAGGUUGGAUUCUAGCUGUCUUUGGGGCAAUGCUCGAACCAUGGACAGCUGGGUGUACUGUAUUCAUCCAUCAAUUGCCCCAGGUUGAACCUAAAGUGAUUGUACAGACUCUCGUAAAAUACCCCAUCACCCAAAUCAUGGCUGUACCAGCUGUUUAUAGAAUGAUUCUGCAGCAGGACUCUGCUAGUCUCAAGUUCCUAACCCUGGAGCACUGCACUACUGGUGGAGAGGCCCUGCUACCUGAAGAGCAAUUGCAAUGGAGAGAAAAAACAGGCCUUGAGCUUCACCAGAUCUAUGGACAAUCAGAAACGGGACUGUGUUGUGGUGUUCUUCGGGAAAUGAAGAGCAAGCCAGGCUCAAUGGGGAAAGGCAUCUUACCCUAUGACAUUCAGAUCAUUGACAACAAAGGCAACAUCCUGCCACCCAACUCUGAAGGCAACGUUGGCAUCAGAAUCAAGCCAAUAAAACCCUUCGGCAUCUUCAUGUGCUAUGAGAAUGACCCAGUGAAGACAGCUGAAGUGGAGUGUGGGGGCUUUUACAGCACUGGAGACAGAGCCACUAUUGAUGAAGAAGGUUACAUCUGGUUUCUAGGGAGAGCUGAUGAUGUCAUCAAUGCCUCUGGGUACCGCAUUGGGCCGACCGAGGUGGAGAAUGCCCUGGCAGAACACCCAGCGGUGGCAGAGUCAGCUGUGGUGGGCAGUCCUGACUCAAAGCGAGGGGAGGUGGUAAAGGCAUUUAUUGUCCUGACUCCAGAAUUUAGGAACUAUGACCAGGGAAAGCUUACCAAGGAGCUUCAGGAUCAUGUGAAAUCAGUGACAGCCCCAUACAAAUACCCCAGGAAGGUGGAGUUUGUCCAAGAGCUGCCCAAAACUGUUACUGGCAAGAUUAAAAGGAGUGACCUUCGGAAAAAGGAGCUUGGUCAGAUAUAAGCAACAAGAAACACACAAGUCAGUGACUGUAGCCAAUUCCUUGGCCACCUCAAUUUUCUCCAUGCUGAUGGUGAGUAGGGACAUGGAGAGAGAUUUGGUUUGGAAGAAUAUCCAUACAAGCUGGACAAAAUUUUGUUUAUUUUACACGAUUCUCCUUCACCACGCUUCCUCCAAGUUCGUCUCCUGAUUGCGCACAUGAAACCUGGGACCAAGCAGGAAAAAUAAACUGUUGACAUCAGCAUCUAA